AUGUACGGAAACCCAUGCGUAAUUGUGCAUGCAGGUGCGGGGUAUCAUUCAAAAACCAAAGAAACUGCUUACAAGGAGUUAUGUGGCGAUGCUUGUAGGGUUGCUGUUUCUGUGUUGUCCGAUCGGAGUAAAGGUGCGGUCUGUGCUGUUUCGGCCGCAGUAGCGCAUUUGGAAGACAGUAUACUGACGAAUGCUGGCUUUGGGAGUAAUCUUACCUUUGAUGGCUCCGUUGAAUGUGAUGCUGGCAUCAUGUGUGGGUCAAGUCUGAAGUUCGCUGGGGUCGGAGCCAUAAGCCGCAUUCGGAAUCCUAUUUUUGCUGCCGAAUUACUGCUACAAGAACAGCUGCAUGGCACCUAUACUACAUUGGGUCGUGUACAACCCUGCAUUCUGUUUGGAUCCGGUGCUCGCCGUUGGGUUCUCGCGAGAGAUCCAUCUCGGUUUAGCGAAGUCGAUCUUGCAUCGGAUAAAGCACGUGCUGAUUGGAUAAAGUACAAGCAGUGGUUUUCUGCUGCUGAAGCGAAAAAGCUUGUUGAAAAUGAAACCGUCCAGUGUAAGUUACCUCUUAAACAACGGAGGCUUGCUGAGGGACAAUCGCGUUUGGAUACAGUCGGUGCAGUUUGUGUUGACAAACUUGGCAAUGUUGCUGCUGCAGUCUCUAGUGGUGGCGUCGCUCUGAAACAUGAAGGAAGGAUCGGCCAGGCAUGUAUGUACGGUUGUGGUUGUUGGGCAGAUCAGGAUCUCAGUGGAAGUGCCGUAGGCGUGGUGACUUCAGGCACAGGAGAACAGUUAAUCCGUACCCAACUAGCUCAACGCACAGCAGAGGCCGUCUUAUCCAGUUCGGAUGAUUCAUUACCCGACAUUUUGCGAACUGUUAUCACAAACAACUUUCUUAAUUCACGGCUACUGGCACAGGAUGAGCAUCGUUAUGCCGGCGUGGCAGGCGUUUACAGUUCCUCUAGUGGGUCUUUCCGCAACAUAGAAAUAUUUUUUGGACACACUACUCGGUCUAUGAGCGUUGGUUAUUUCAUCCCAGGAACUAUGAGCUCCCCUAUGCUUAAACGUGCCGCUCGAGAAAUGUCUGGCGAGCCGAUUCAAGAUGCUUCUGGUGAGGAUUCACAAUCGAGCAAUGUUACUUUACGAAAAAGACGUCGACUUGCUAACGCUUCGCAAGUGAGUGUUAAUUUCCACAAAUUCCUUUGUUUAUUUGUGGCACAUAUUUACCAACUAUCUUAUACUUUGAUAUAUUUUUAA
Molecule: messenger RNA, 1251 nt
Organism: Echinostoma caproni
Lineage: Eukaryota; Metazoa; Platyhelminthes; Trematoda; Plagiorchiida; Echinostomatidae
Source: the annotation of a GenBank genome assembly